GGAUUUUUGGAGUACAGUUUGUCUCUUUCUUGGGUUAUAAUUCUUGCCUAUAUUAUUAUUUUUUGAACAAAUAACUCUUGCCUGUAUAAUUGCAACACAUUCUAUUAUUACAUGCUCAAACUAGGCCUCUUCAUUUUUAAACAUUUUUUACACUCAGUCAAUCAUAGAAGAUGAGAGACAAGCAAGUUUGUGAAGAGAGAGAGGGAGAGGAUGUAUCAUCGGAGUUUUGCUGGUGGCGAACGUGUGCCACAGCGGAAGAGAUGAAUAGCUUGAAGGUUAGUAGCAUCUCCGACGUAGGGAGUUUGACUCCAAGGCUUAAGGUGAUGAGAGAAAUGGAGAGGCUAGCAAUGGUAGCAUCUGAGGGUCUAGAUGAUCUUCGACAUAGGCUCGUGGCUUACCGGGCUGGGGAUAUGUGGGUUCCUAUGGGUGGGGUUAAGAAGGAAGACAUGGAGAUCCCGUCAACCGUUACCAUUCUCUUGGUUGGCUUUGCUGCAGGUGGGAAGAGUUCUUUGAUCAACCUUAUGUAUAGUGUGCUUGGAAGAGCUGGGAUCAUACCCUUCGCUCAGACAUCAGGAAGCUCAGUAAACUCUGAAUCAACAACAAUGUUUUUGGAGGAACACAAUGUCUUAAGAUCAGUGAGAGCAGGGUUCUGUGUGUUCGAUUCAAGGGGGUUUGACUACAGUGAUCGAGCAGACAAGAGCCUCAUCGAGCUGUCCCAGUGGACCUCUGAAGGAGUCAAGCACAAUCAGCCUUGCAGCAGAUUAAGCGAUGAGACUCGCAACAUUACCAUUGGAUCAACAACAACAUCAAGAAAGUAUAGUAAGAGGCAAGUCAACUGUGCAAUUGUGGUUGCUAAUAUGGCUGAUCUUUAUGAUCGUUUACAGGCUGGUGACUCAAAACAUUUGGAGGCAACAAGAGAAGUGUUUUGCCACCCUGGUUUGAAAAGAGGCAAUCAGAACCCAAUUUUAGUUCUCACACAUGGUGACAAACUAACAGCUGAGGAACGUAUUGACGGUCGGGUCAAAAUAUGUCAAUUUUUGGGGAUUUCUGAAACAAGUGGAGUUUAUGACAUUGUUUGCCUCACUGAGUGUGGAGUCCUAGCUGAAGAAUGUGACCCGGUCACUGCAUACGCCCUAACCGAGGCUGUUUACCGGGCACUGCUCGUGUCCGACAUGAGCCAUCUUCCUAAGAAGAACUUCAAAGAUAGAGCACUCUACGUGGUUUCAUGGUUCCUUUGCUUGAUUGGUUCUUUCUUUGCUUUACUUGCUCGUCUCUUCUCCGGUCCAAGUCAAAAGUAUCACAAGUUCAAAUAAAUCUUCUUAGAGGGGACUCGACGGAUUUGAUGUUUGUUCGUGUUCAUCUACAUUAUACUUCGUAAUUAGUAGGGUGAUUACCUAAUCGAAUCAUCCUUUCGGAUGAAAUAACAGCUCUGAGCUGACAUGUUUGUACGUACAUCUUACGGAAGGCUUGUAUUUGUUUGUUUGAACAACCUUGCUUAGCACAUCUUGUGCAUUGCCAUAUUGUGGGCAAUCUGCACGAGAGAUUACCUAUAAGUUUUUAUUUUAUGUUUUUUGCGCUAGAUGCGUCUUUACAGAAAUGUAUGCAUGCAUGAUGCUUGACUCUCAUGGCAUGUUUUGUUAAAAAUGUUUAUAAUAUUAUACUAGUA
Molecule: messenger RNA, 1666 nt
Organism: Chenopodium quinoa (quinoa)
Lineage: Eukaryota; Viridiplantae; Streptophyta; Magnoliopsida; Caryophyllales; Amaranthaceae
Exons: 3
Coding region: 171-1313 (380 amino acids)
Source: RefSeq, a predicted model, not a curated record